Nicotiana tabacum (common tobacco) is the source of this 626-nucleotide messenger RNA. Lineage: Eukaryota; Viridiplantae; Streptophyta; Magnoliopsida; Solanales; Solanaceae. The record is from RefSeq and is a predicted model, not a curated record.
AUCAAAUAGGGCUUACUCCCGAGGAAGUCAUUUCGAAAAUUAUGGCUAAUCCUGAUGUUGCUAUGGCUUUCCAAAAUCCAAGAGUUCAAGCAGCCAUCAUGGAUUGCUCUCAGAAUCCACUGAGUAUCGCAAAAUAUCAAAACGACAAGGAGGUGAUGGAUGUCUUCAACAAAAUAUCUGAACUAUUCCCUGGGGUGUCGGGUUCACCUUGAUUCGCUCCUUCCUGCUUAAGAAGCUGUUUAUGUGACCGCUCCUUGUCAUUUUUGUUCUGUUUGAGUGAGGUAUCAGCCAGAACUGUUGGGCUCUAAGAUGUACUGCACACUCGGUUGGUUGUGUGCAAGCGAAAUGGUCAUUUUGCAACGGAUGCGCAUGAAACUGUCGCCUCCUUCUUAAGAAUUUAUAAACUCAUCGCCCUUCUAAAAUUUUGUGGGUGUUAACAUGCCUUUGUUUACCAGUAGUCUUUAGAAACCAAAUUCAGCUGUAAAUUUGCCAGCUUUUUCAUGAUUUUAGAGUCACUUAUAAGCUUGUUCAACUGUAUGAUUUGAUUAAGAUAUGCUAUUCUUGUAUCUUGAAGUAUGUGUUCUUGCCUGGGACCUCUUAAGCAUUUCUUGCCGUAUUUUGCUUGA